Girardinichthys multiradiatus is the source of this 1479-nucleotide messenger RNA. RefSeq names its product pancreas associated transcription factor 1a (gene ptf1a). The record is from RefSeq and is a predicted model, not a curated record. NCBI's taxonomy places the organism in Eukaryota, Metazoa, Chordata, Actinopteri, Cyprinodontiformes, Goodeidae. Gene Ontology annotation, biological process: developmental process; regulation of transcription by RNA polymerase II. Bases 64 to 888 code for a protein of 274 amino acids. The transcript is spliced from 2 exons. Gene Ontology annotation, molecular function: DNA-binding transcription factor activity, RNA polymerase II-specific; protein dimerization activity; RNA polymerase II transcription regulatory region sequence-specific DNA binding.
UGGACCUCCAGUCCUGAUAAACAGGUGGAGGAGAAGACGCCAUUGUUUCCUCAGCAGCAGGAGAUGAAAGCAGCGCGACCGAACAUGGACGCUGUUCUGGAUCCCUUUUCUGCACUCGACUCUCUCUCCUCCCCUCCUUAUUUCGACGAUGACGACUUCUUCACAGACCAGUCCUCCAGGGACGGCCACUUGGACACAGAUGACUUUCUGGAUGAAGAUGUAGACUUCCUCAGCUCUCACCUCCAGGACUAUUACAGCAAAGAAGGCUGCGGUAGAGUGGCGCACCACGAUGGGGACUAUGACAUCGGUAGUCUGUCCUUCUCCUCUUCGUCCCCCACUUUUUCUUGCACACCCGACCUGUCCCCGCAGACCGGCUGCCACGUCGGGCCGCUGCUGAAGCGCAGGAGGCGACUGCGUUCUGAGACGGAGAUGCAGCAGCUGCGGCAGGCGGCGAACGUCAGGGAGCGCAGGAGGAUGCAGUCCAUCAAUGACGCCUUUGAAGGUCUGCGCUCCCACAUCCCCACUCUGCCCUACGAAAAAAGGCUCUCCAAGGUGGACACCCUGCGCCUGGCGAUCGGCUACAUCAACUUCCUGGCUGAGCUCGUGCAGUCUGACCUGCCAAUCAAAAGUUCCAACAGCGAGACACAAGCGCAGCCCAAGAAGGUAAUCAUCUGCCACAGAGGAACAAGAUCUCCUUCUCCCAGUGACCCGGACUACGGCCUGCCUCCGCUGGCCGGUCACUCGCUGUCCUGGUCCGAUGAAAAGCAGCUCCGGGAACAGAAUAUCAUCCGCACCGCCAAGGUGUGGACCCCGGAGGAUCCCCGGAAACAACACCAGACGGCCCUGACAGACAUAGAAAACGAGCCUCCCUUCGGCCUGGUGGCCUGAGCAGAAGCGCCCUGACCCUCCUGGUGUUCCUUCAGGAAACAUGAAGCCAUUAUGUUAAUGUCGAACUAAGCACUGAAGGCGCAGCACAGUAUGAGCGCACUGUACAGUUUCCCAGGUGGAUUCAGUGUCCUACCUUUAUCAUGUUGAUAAUUUUUUGUAAUUUUUCCAGAUGGCAAUCGUGUAUUUAUUAUAUUGUUUGUUUUCCAACAGAUGAUAAUAUAUAUUUUAAUUUAAACGCAGUGAAAGGAAACAUGUUUUUGUUUUACACGAAUUCAUAUCUGGAAAUUAGAGCACUUAAUAAAUAAUCUGUGAUUUUUUACUGUCAAACAGCACAACGUUCAUCUUCUGCACGUUCUUCGAUAAAAACUGUAAUCCCGAGGACAAUAUUUGUACUUGGAAUGCAAAUUUGCGUUUUUUUUGGUGAUUUUCCCGCAGACAUCUCGGUAUUAAAAGAAAGUUCUAUUUCUUUGCAAAGUUCACAAGGUAUUACUUUCUUGGUCUCCAGUUUUUCAGCUUUGUUUUAUAAGUUUUUAUUAUUUUUAGAGGCCCAUAAAAGGUGUAAAAGUUUUCCAAUAAACAAAAUGAAAUAAG